Molecule: messenger RNA, 3508 nt
Organism: Panicum hallii
Lineage: Eukaryota; Viridiplantae; Streptophyta; Magnoliopsida; Poales; Poaceae
Product: ATP-dependent DNA helicase homolog RECG, chloroplastic
Exons: 17
Coding region: 322-3264 (980 amino acids)
Biological process (GO): DNA repair; DNA recombination
Molecular function (GO): DNA helicase activity; ATP binding; nucleic acid binding
Source: RefSeq, a predicted model, not a curated record
CUUCUCCACUGCAAUCGGCCGCCAUUGCUGCCCUCGAGAGUGUGUUCGUCGGUUCCACGCCUACGCAAAGGCGAAUCAGACGACGGUGCCGGCUCCUCGCCCCGCUCGCGACUUCUCCCUUUCCCCCGCUGGUCUCCUCCGCUGCCCGUGCCGUGGAGACCCACCCCGUGCUGUCUCUGGACGGCUCGGAAGUCGUGCGGGCGCUGGCUCGUGCUUCUCCACAUCCUUCGUGCUCUGGAAAUUUAAUGGUCUUCGUGUGCGCGCUUGACGGAUUGGUCGCCGCGGCGAAUUGGGAAGGGUCUCACCUGCGUGUCCAACUCCAUGAUCGCUUCCUCUUCCUUGCAGUCCUGGCUUAAGUGUGGCAGCGAUAAUAAUCUAGCGAGGGUCAUCUCCUUGGAGUUUCGGAGGGGGCGCUCCAAAAGGUUCGGUUCCAAAAUGAGAUUUAGGAAUGCUCUCGGUUCUAGACUCUUUCAGUGGUGUUCGCGUGAGAAUCACACAUCUGUUCGGAAGCUGUUGGAGGUAGAUGGCACGUCGGAGAGAUCAAAGCUCCUUAAGAAAGUGUCUGUUUUGAUGGGUUACAGUAAUGCACAAGAUUUAGUUGAGCAACAAAGAGCCCGUAGAGAAUCUGCUACUGAGUUGAUUAGUGUCUUCAAAGAAAUCGAUUUCCCAGAAAUUUCUGCAAAGUUUCCUUGCAUAAAAAUUGGGGAUGCAUCACCUAUUGAUCUAUAUGAGGAUUCUACUAAUAUGACGUGCAAAGAAACUGUACUUUCUGAAAACCUCACAAACUUCAUCCGAGGCUCAGGUGGAAAUUUGAAGACAGCUUAUGAAUUUCCUAAUGAAUGUCAUCCAUUGAGGCAAACGCCCACAACUGCAGAUGAUGCUUCAAUCACUGAAGAGACCUCUCUCAUGGCACAUCAUAUUUCUCAGGAACCAGCAGUUGAUAAGGAAGCUCGUCCUGAGUCAUUGGCUGAUGCUACAACCUCUGACAAUAGCAUGCUGGAUAAAAGUAUCAGGUGCUUGCCUGGAACAACUAGUAGGCAGUAUCGCCAACUAGAGGAUGGUGGUUUCCAUACGGUCCGCAAAUUAUUGCAGCAUUUUCCUCGGACCUAUGCAGAUCUGCAGAACCCUCAAGGUCCCAUAGAAGAUGGGCAGUACAUUAUGUUAUUUGGUACUGUUAUAUCUUCCAGGGGAAUCAAGGUUAAGUCCACAUUAGGUUUUCUUGAGGUGGUUGUUGGUUGUUCCAUAGUUGAGACCGAAUUAAGCUCUUCAGUUAAGAGUAGUCACUCUGAUGCAGAGCAGAAGACAAUUCAUUUGCACCUCAAGAAAUUUUUCAGUGGCACACGUUUCUCUUCUCAAUAUUUUCUUAACUGUAUGUCAGCAAAGCACAAAGAAGGGGAUCUUGUUUAUGUCAGUGGUAAGGUAAAAAAGGCGCUUGCUAAUGGCCAUUAUGAGUUGAAGGAGUACACUAUUGAUGGGCUUGAAGGAGAGGGGGAACAAAGCAGUAUGCUUGACAGGAGACCACAUCCUAUAUACCCAUCAAAAGCUGGAUUAAAACCAAAUCUGCUUGGUCUCUCUAUCUCUAGGGCCUUGAAGUUGCUGACCCCAGAUGUUGAUCCUAUGCCUCCUGAUGUUCUCGUUGAAUUCAACUUGCCUAAUCUCUUUGAUGCUUACAUGGGAAUUCACAAACCUAAGGAUCGAAAUGAAGCUGAUUUUGCUCGAAGAAGGCUUAUAUUUGAUGAUUUCUUUUACCUCCAGUUGGGAAGACUAUUUCAAAUGCUUGAAGCAGUUGGUACGCGGGUUGAAAAGGAGGAAUUGCUAUAUAAGUGUAAAAAUCAUGAGCUAAAUACUGUUGGUGUAGACGAUUGGUCUCCUCGUACAAAGAAAUUGUUGAAGGCUCUUCCUUAUUCACUUACUCCUAGUCAAUUGAAUGCUGUUAAAGAGAUUAUAUGGGAUCUCAGGAGACCAGUUCCCAUGAACAGACUCUUGCAGGGGGAUGUUGGCUGUGGAAAGACUAUUGUUGCUUUCCUGGCGUGUAUGGAGGUUGUUAGUUCAGGAUUUCAGGCUGCUUUCAUGGUUCCAACGGAGGUACUUGCUGUCCAGCACUAUGAGCACUUGACUUCAUUGCUGAAUAAGUUUGAUGGAGAUGACAAACCAAACAUUGCCUUGCUUACUGGCUCAACUUCCACAAGGGAGUCAAGGAUAAUACGAAAUGGUCUCAAAACUGGAGAUAUAGCCAUGGUCAUUGGAACACACAGCUUAAUUGCUGAUAAAACUGAUUUUUCAGCUUUACGUAUCUCUGUUAUAGAUGAACAGCAGCGCUUUGGAGUUGUACAGAGAGGCAGGUUUAAUAGUAAGCUAUAUACUUCUUCAUCGAAGUUGAGUGAUGAAAAUGCAAGUUCAGAUGAGGCUUCUGAUUCUGAAACAUUUAUGGCUCCCCAUGUUCUUGCGAUGUCAGCUACUCCAAUUCCAAGAACAUUGGCACUCGCUUUAUAUGGUGAUAUGUCUCUUACUCAGAUCAUGGACUUGCCUCCAGGUAGGCAGCCUAUAGAAACCCUUGCUCUUGAAGGCAAUGAUGCAGGGUUCAAAACUGUUUUCCAGAUGAUGAGGGAUGAGCUGAUAGAUGGGGGCAAGGUAUACCUUGUGUAUCCUAUCAUAGAUGAGUCAGAGCAUCUGCCACAACUUCGUGCCGCAACAGCUGAAUUUGAUUCCAUAAAAGAAAAAUUCGAAGGCUAUCCCUGUGGGCUGUUGCAUGGCCGCAUGAGGAGCGAUGAGAAGGAUGAAGCUCUCAGCAGUUUUAGGAGCGGAGAAACACGCAUUCUCCUAUCGACACAAGUGAUUGAGAUUGGGGUCGAUGUUCCUGAUGCUUCCAUGAUGGUUGUCAUGAAUGCCGAGAGAUUUGGAAUUGCUCAGCUGCACCAGCUGCGAGGGAGAGUAGGACGCGGUGAAAGGAAAUCCAGAUGCAUAUUCCUGGCUUCCACUCCAAGCACGCUGCCAAGGCUCAAGGUGCUCGAGAAGUCAGCUGAUGGGUUUUACCUAGCUAACGCAGACCUGCUGUUGCGUGGCCCUGGGAAUCUACUUGGCAAAAAACAGUCUGGCCAUCUUCCAGAGUUUCCAAUUGCUAGAUUGGAGAUCGAUGGUGGUAUUCUUCAAGAGGCACAUCAUGCUGCAUUGAAAGUGUUGGCUGCAAGCAACGAUCUAGCACUGUAUCCACGUCUGAAGGUGGAGCUCAGCAUGAGGCAGCCAUUGUGCAUUCUUGGAGAUUGACCUGUGCAACCGUGAGAGGUGAUUUAAAGAGGAGACAUACUCUAGUGCAGCCUUAGUUUGCAUGUAGAUAUAGUACUGCUCGCAUUGUUGGCAAAGCUGGCAUGCCAUCUGGUGAGCAAAGGCGUGCACUGUGUAUGGUUGGCUAUUGCUAAUGGCAAAAUCAAUGUUUUUCUCUUUGGAAAAUUGCCCCUACUGCUUCCCUAAGGCCGAAAUGUGCAAAUUCCAGUUCCAGUUAGUCCUUGAA